Alternaria metachromatica is the source of this 2736-nucleotide messenger RNA. RefSeq lists its product as uncharacterized. The transcript is spliced from 3 exons. NCBI's taxonomy places the organism in Eukaryota, Fungi, Ascomycota, Dothideomycetes, Pleosporales, Pleosporaceae. Gene Ontology annotation, molecular function: DNA binding; zinc ion binding; DNA-binding transcription factor activity, RNA polymerase II-specific. The coding region runs from base 1 to 2736 and encodes 911 amino acids. Gene Ontology annotation, biological process: regulation of DNA-templated transcription; DNA-templated transcription. The record is from RefSeq and is a predicted model, not a curated record.
AUGUCGGACAAUACGCAGCAGAGCCAGAGUCCGCCCAAUGGCACACACAGGCCAAGCGGCAGCAUCAGCGGCCCCUCACCCGGUGGUGGUGCUGGGCCGACGCCAAACCCCCGGUCGUGCGUAACCUGCCGCAGGCGCAAAGUCAAAUGCGACAAAAAGAACCCGUGUUCCAACUGUCUACGCGCCAAAAUCGACUGCAUCUUCCCCGGACCUGGACGUGCGCCGCGCAAGAGCAGGAAACCACCAGAUGCCGAGUUGCUGGAGAGGCUGCGGCGCUUGGAGGGCGUCGUCACCAGCCUGAAUGCCCAGGUGGAGGGCCACGAGCAGGAAGCCGCCGACCGUGAGAAGGAGCGACACAGCAGCACGAGCGAAGAGGGAUGCCCCAACGGGAACAGCGGCGUAAAGUGGCCUGCCAAACAGCAUGGCGCAAAGGUCGCGACAGACAACAGCGUCGAGGGUCUCGAGAGCCGCUUCGGACGGCUGGUGGUUGAGAAUGGCCGGAGUCGCUAUAUCAACAACUCCUUCUGGGCUUCCCUGAACAACGAGGUCGAAGAUCUAAAGGCGAUCCUCAUAGAGGAAGAGGACGACGACGAUGACGCACACUCGCCCGAAUCGUCCAACAUGUCCUCGCACCAGGGCUUCAUCUUCAGCUACAAUUCCUCCAACGUCGAUAUGCACGCGCUGCAUCCUCCCGAGCCACAAGCGCGCCAGUUCUGGGAAGUCUACAAGGAGAACGUCGAGUCCUUAGUCAAGGUCUUGCACAUUCCCACCUUCGAGCCUACCGUCUUCGACGCCUUCGCACAUCCCGAUAAAGUAAGCAAAGGGCUGGAAACGCUUCUGUUUGCCGUAUACUACGGCGCCGUAACAAGCUCCACCACGGAAACCUGUCUGGAAAGAUGGGGAGAAGACAGAGCUACACUGCUGAAUCGAUAUCGAUUCGGACUGGAACAGGCCUUGGCGAGGGCAAACUUCCUUUACUGCGACGAGGUUAUUAUACUGCAGUCGUUUGUCAUCUUCCUCGUCUUGAUGCGGCGCAACGAUGACGCGCGCAAGAUCUGGACGCUGACUGGUCUGGUUGUACGCAUCGCGCAGACGCUCGGAAUACACCGAGAUGGCAGCCACUUCGGUCUACCACCAUUCGAGAUCGAGAUGCGAAGGCGACUUUGGUGGCAGAUUUGUAUUCUCGACGCGCGAUCCUCCGAAGACCAUGGCUGCGAUCCCACCAUUGUGGAAGCUCAGUUUGACACCAAGAUGCCCCUCAAUGUGAACGACACAGAUAUACACCCCGACAUGACCGAGUUCCCCGAAGAGCGACAGGGCUUCACAGACAUGACCUUCUGCCUCCUCCGGUUCGAAAUCGCUCACAUCAUGCGCCGCAUCGCAUACAUACCUCCGGGACCCGCUAGGUGCACCGAGUACUUCGCUGGCAUGACGAUCGAGCAGAAGGAGAAGUGGAUAACAGAGUGCCACCAGGCCAUGGAAAACAAAUACCUCAAGAACUGCGACAUGACUAUUCCGAUUUGUUGGGUUACGGCGACAAUUUCCAGGCUCAUCAUGAGCAAGAUGUGGCUGAUAGUAUACCAUCCAUAUCAGCGAAAAGAUGGGGGUGCGACGUUGCCUCAAGAAACCAAGGACAAGCUCUUCAUUACCUCGCUUGAGAACGUGGAGUACUCCAUGCUGCUCGAGACCGAAGCGCGAACUAUGAAAUGGGGCUGGCUCUUCCGCACGUAUGUGCAAUGGCACGCCAUCGCCUUUCUGCUUUCUGAGCUAUGCGUCCGCACCAAAGGCGAAGCCGUAGAGCGCGCAUGGAGGGCCCUAGAAGCCACAGCGGGCCGUUGGUGGUUCCCGCUCAACGACGCUUCGCCACUCCGCAAAGGCCAGCAAGGAACUCUGUGGAAACCGCUCAGAAAAUUGCUCACGAAAGCAAGGGCUGCGCGAGAGCGAGAGUUGGCUCUUGAGCGGGCUAGCUUGGCUAUUCGAAGCGGGCAGUUUGGUAACAGCCCAUUCUCGUUCCAGAUGCCAUCUGCGCAGAGUCAGAUGAACCAGUCAGGAGUGAACACAUCACAACAAGACGCCGACAUUCUGGACAGCAUGCUGCGACCUGCUGCACCGAAGUUGGGAGACAUGCCUAGCACUGAACUUGGAAGUUGGCCGAACAGCCCUACGCAAGCCAAAUCGCGGAACAGCCCGCUGCAGAAUGGAGACGGCAUGAGUGGGCAACGACAAUUACCGAAUGGACCAGCAAACGGCACACGAGGUCACAGCAAUAGCAGCCCUGGAAAGGAGUUCGGCGACUUGUUUGAAUUCGGCCUUGACAAUGUUAUCAACGACGUCAUGGGUGCCGGCGGAGUCUACGACGGCACAACCGUAGACUUUCCAAACUUUGCUGACCCGUCAACGACUUCGCAACCUCCUCGCUCGAACACCACCACUUCAAUACAUCCAUACGGCACACAUGGCGCGCGUCCACCAACAGCGGCGAAUGGCUAUCCUACGUUUGGCGACGGCAUGCUUCCAACCACCAACAUGGAUUUCAGCAUCGACAACACCGGCAACACUGCUUUGAAUGGCAUGCUCAUGGGCGGCAACGGGCAGCAGCAGCAGCAGGUUGACGACGCCGUUAUGAUGGACAACGGUGACAUGGACUGGACGCUCUGGGACGACAUGGUUACUCAAUAUGGUCAUGGAGGCAACCCGUCGAAUCCGGCUAGUACUGCUUUAGUAAACUGGUUCUGA